This is a messenger RNA of Protopolystoma xenopodis, 201 nucleotides long. NCBI's taxonomy places the organism in Eukaryota, Metazoa, Platyhelminthes, Monogenea, Polystomatidea, Polystomatidae. The record is from the annotation of a GenBank genome assembly.
AUGCGCAUCUUGGGCAGUUUGACUGCCCUAAUGAGCUCAGUGGUAUCAGGUUCCUCCUCCCAGCUUGGUGUAGCCUCCACUUUUACCCCCAACCAGUUGGCUUUUGUGACAGAACGCUACUACCCGCCGCAUCAACCCGCACCUGGAGGACCUCUUGUUGCUGAUCCUCGAGAUCAUUCACCCCUGAGCAAGUUUCUUUAA